AGAGAUUGGAGCGGCGUACCCGACCGUCUGCUACGGAGCCGCAAAGGAGGAGCUUUCUGGCACGCUGGCUACGAUCUGGAAUCCUGAGAAGUCCCACAUCUUCAAUAAAGAUGAGUAGAGAUGGAGGGGAGCUCGCUGGAAGCCUUUAAAUCCUGCGCACACGUGACAAUCUCCCUCAACCGACAAGAACUGUUCAGUUCGCCCAGAUCAACCUCAUUUAUUGCAUCUCAUGGACUCAAAACCUUCUUGUGAGCAAACCCCGACCGUACUGUACAAGGAGCCAAAGGCCCGUCACCACAAAUUAUAUUGGAGGAUCGCUUUGGCGGUCGCUGCGGUGUUUGUCAUCUCAUGUGUUCACCAGUUUCAAUUUGAAACAAACUCUGCUUUCCCAACGAAAUGUCCUUUGAAUCCCCCACCGCCAACUACCCGGUUUAUUGAAAAUCGCGCUCGACUGCACCAUGUCCUCGGUGUAGCUGUUCCAUCAUAUGGCGACUCCAAUGCGACGCUGAUCGCCAUUCCCACAGGAUCGCGACCUGGGCGGGACAAUAGCGAUAUGGAGAUGGUCGCUUGGCGUCCCUCUGGAAACGUCAUGUACAUAAUGGGCGAGUUUUCAGUGUCAGACGCCUUGUUGGUGCUCGAAGCCAAUGCGGACAAGAGCGACCUGGAGGUGACAGUUUUUUUCCCUAACCAAACGCAGCGGGAACUCGUCUUUUCAGGAGGAUUCCCAGACGACACCAUACUGCGAAACGAAUUUGGCGUCUUGAGAGCCAAGAAGAUGUCCGAGUUUGCGUCGUACGUCAGGAAUCGGACAGUGAUAACAACGUCAAAGCACGGUGUCGCUCGUGCCUUGGGCCGUGUUCCGGAAGGCACCUCAAUAGUUGAAAGUGAAGAACUCAAAGGAGCGUUGCAAGAGGCCCGAUUUGUCAAAAGCCAGGAUGAACUGGAGGCCAUUGCCUACGCAAGUCGUGUGGCACGAUGGGUGCACGGGGAGAUGGAAAAGAGUAUUCGCAAUAGCAAGCACCUCAAUGAGAUCACCCUCGCCUCCCUCUUUGCGCACCUGUCGUCCCUCUGUGGAUCAAGAUUACAGGCCUACUCGCCAAUUGUGGGUGCCGGACGCCACGCCUCCAUUCUUCACUACCGCACCGGGGAAAACGAAACGACUGGCUACGCCAGCAUUGACUCACCAAAUUUUGUCCUCAUUGAUGCAGCUGGUGAAUACCAAGGAUACGCCAGUGACAUGACGCGCACCUACCCACGGCGUGGCAAGUGGUCAAAGAAAAUGACAUUGGUACACGCGAUUGUGGAAAAGACGCAGCGAAAGGCGAUUGAGACAUAUGAGCUCGGAGUGGAGCUGGCAGAGAUAAACAAAGUUGCGACUAGAACUCUGCUCAAAGAGUUAGUCCAACACCGGUUUUUCAAAGAGGGAGUAGACAUUGAGGAAUUGGUGAACGAACGGGCAGAUUAUAUCUUUAUGCCGCAUGGCCUUGGGCACCCAGUUGGUCUUGACGUGCACGAUCCUACGCCGCAAGUGCACCGUUUGAUGACAGCCUCAUCCCUUGUAUCAGGUGGAUAUCCGGCAUCGUUGCCGUGGUUCGUUACCCUUUCGGAUCCCCCAGCAAAUUACAAAAUCUUUCCUGGACAUGUGAUGACUAUCGAGCCAGGUGUUUACUUUAUUCCAGAGCUUUGGAAGCAGAUUAAGCAAGACACGGAAGGAAUUGGGCGGUUUGUGAACUGGGAUAGGGUGGAGGAAUUUGUAGACGUGGGCGGUGUUCGGAUUGAGGAUGUUGUCAUGAUUGACCGUCACGGGAAGAAAAGGAUUGUCACCAGAGAAUAGUGGAAAAGCGCUGGCGCUCGGGGCCAGUUAGUCAUUGAAACUUUUUUAACAUGCAAAUAACAUAUAUUUUGCGCUUCGGUGAAUAGAUGCAUUAUUUUGAUCCUG
Messenger RNA from Spizellomyces punctatus DAOM BR117, 1939 nucleotides. RefSeq lists its product as uncharacterized. NCBI's taxonomy places the organism in Eukaryota, Fungi, Chytridiomycota, Chytridiomycetes, Spizellomycetales, Spizellomycetaceae. The transcript has 3 exons. Gene Ontology annotation, molecular function: metalloaminopeptidase activity; manganese ion binding. The coding region runs from base 230 to 1834 and encodes 534 amino acids. The record is from RefSeq and is a predicted model, not a curated record.